Bufo bufo (common toad) is the source of this 2312-nucleotide messenger RNA. Its product is annotated as myotubularin-related protein 9-like. The transcript has 10 exons. The coding region runs from base 153 to 1793 and encodes 546 amino acids. Lineage: Eukaryota; Metazoa; Chordata; Amphibia; Anura; Bufonidae. Gene Ontology annotation, biological process: negative regulation of autophagy. The record is from RefSeq and is a predicted model, not a curated record.
GUCAUUAAGAGCUGGCAAGGGAUGUGGUGUCACUUCAUUUUUGGCUUUGGUCUUUAUUUCUUGCCAUCUGCUGCUCUGGAGAGGACAUCAGUUAGAUCACUGGUAAAUAGUAUAUAGACAUAGCUGUACAGUUAUAGGCACCUCUUCAGGACAUGGAGCUCUCACAUCUUGUACAGAGUUCACAAGUGGAGAAUGUACGUAUGUGCUGCCCCCUAAUCCCUCCAGUGACCGGGACCCUGUGCGUCAGCAGCCAUCACUUAAUACUCUCUGCCAAACCUGUAGAGGGCACAAAACAGGAAAAGUGUGAACUAUGGCUUCUGCAUUGUGCUGUGGACUCAGUGGAGAAGAGUGUUCACAACAUCGGCAUGUUGAAGAGCAAGGAAAGCGGCAAAGAUGGAGAAUUAAGAUCAAGCUCUGGAACUGUCACUCUGAAGUGUAAGGACUUGCGGGUUAUUGACUUGGAAAUACCUGAUAUGGAAGAAACAUUUAAUGUUGCCCGCUCUAUCCAGGCUCUCUCCACGCUGGAUAACAUCUCUCUCAGCUACCCAUUCUUCUUCAGGCCAACAAGGUGCAAGUUAGGAGAAGGAUGGUCGAGAGAUACCAUGGAAACGUUUUAUCACAAGCUCAAAGCCCAGGCAGAUGCUUGGAGACUAAGCCAUGUGAAUGAAAACUUUAAGGUUUGCCCCAGUUAUCCAGAGAAGAUUAUUGUCCCUGUAUCCUGUUCUGAUUACUCUCUGAAGCGCUCUGCAGCUUUCAGGCAAGGCCGUCGAUUCCCUGUACUGAGUUACUACCAUCCAAGAAGCAGAACGGUUUUGCUGCGAUCUGCUCAGCCUCUGGUUGGUCCUAACCAGCAUUGUUCUGGAGAUGAUGAGAUGUUGCUCGAUGCUGCACUAAUGGGAAACUUGCGCGGAUUUAUUAUCGAUAUUCGCACUGAGCAGGAAGCUAAGCAAGCAAGAAGUUCAGGAGGUGGCACAGAAAACAAGAAAAGAUAUCCCAAAUGGAGUGUGCUCCAUCGCCCAUUAGUAAGGGGACAGGCCUUACAGAGCAGCCUGAUGCGCUUGGUUGGGACCUGCUAUGACACCUACCUGGGAAGGAAUCUUUGGCUUAGCAAGCUGCAAGCUUCACAGUGGCUGUCGCAUAUCAAGGAAGCUCUAAGUACGGCAGGCCUGGCUGCUGAAUGCAUUGAAAGGGAAGGUACUUGUGUACUUAUACAUGGGGAAGAAGGGGCAAACAAUACGUUGUUGGUGACAUCCCUGGCACAACUUAUUUUGUCUCCUGAUUGCCGUACAAUGGUUGGCUUCCAAGACCUAAUUGAGCGUGAAUGGCUACAGGCUGGUCAUCCAUUUCAGCUACGUUGUGCUCGAUCCGGGUGGGCACAGGGCCGUCUUCAACAAGAAUCCCCCAACUUUCUCCUAUUCUUGGACUGUUGCUGGCAGCUCACACAUCAGUUUCCCAUGGCAAUGGAAUUUAACGAGAAAUUUUUAUGGACACUUGCAACCCAUGCCUACAGCUCAGAGUAUGGGACCUUCUUAUGCAACCACGAAAAGGAAAGGAAUAUCUACAAAGUUCGAGAAAAGACUCAUUCACUUUGGGGUAGUCUCAACAGCUUCAGACAGCGAAAAAGUCUUACAAAUCCAGUUUAUGAAAGAAACCCAUUAGCCAUUUGGCCAUCAGUGGCACCACAAAGUAUACAACUAUGGGAGGGGUUUUUUCUCAGAUACUUAAUGCCCAAAGAACAUAAAGAGAUGUCCUGGCAGCGAACAUGGGAGCUUGUUGGUGAAGAUCCCUACUAAAUUGCUUUGUUAGACUAGUCAAAAAGCUUGUCAACAAAUGGCAUGAAAAAGAUGAAAACUGCUAUUUUUGAACUUCAGACAUUGACUUUCCAAUGUAAAAUUCAAAUGGACCAAAAAAAGAAAAAAAACGCACAGACUGUUCAGAUUUUACUUUCAUUUUCCAUUUCAGAGAAGCCUCCAUAAAACUAUGACUAUGAAGUGUCUCUGCUAAGAGUGGACAUGUAUAUAAAGCUGGUGGCACUAGAACAAGUUAUUUAACACUGCCAACCUUCUGAAUCGUGUUUUUGGUCACUGUUGGCUUCCCAGAUGUUGUACACAUAUGUACCUGGCAGAAAGCACCUGGGAAGGCACUUGAAAACACAUGUGAAUAGUGAAUUAUUGGAGAACUGGCAGCCUCUGGUGGCAGAACUAAGGCUACUUUCAGACUCGCGUUUGGUGCGGAUCUGCACAAACGCAUCCAUUCAGAUAAUACAACCGUCUGCAUCCGUUCAGAACGGAUCAGUUUGUAUUAUCUUUAAC